Molecule: messenger RNA, 796 nt
Organism: Myotis lucifugus (little brown bat)
Lineage: Eukaryota; Metazoa; Chordata; Mammalia; Chiroptera; Vespertilionidae
Product: DNA dC->dU-editing enzyme APOBEC-3G-like
Exons: 5
Coding region: 67-633 (188 amino acids)
Biological process (GO): DNA cytosine deamination; negative regulation of single stranded viral RNA replication via double stranded DNA intermediate; defense response to virus
Cellular component (GO): nucleus; cytoplasm; P-body
Molecular function (GO): cytidine deaminase activity; RNA binding; zinc ion binding
Source: RefSeq, a predicted model, not a curated record
AGUCCUUCAAAGCAUCACAGGAGAAGGACGGGCCGAAACCAGCAGAGAAGGUGAAGGAGCUGAGACAUGGAGGACAACCCAGCACCAAAUGGCAGAACCCUGAUGGAUGCAACCACUUUCAAGGACAACUUCAGUCACAGACGGGCGAGAAGAACAUACCUGUGCUACCAGGUGGAGGUCUGGGAGGGCGACGCCUGGGCCCCAGUGGAGGAGCUCUACGGCUUCCUGUGCAACCAGGGACUCCGUCAUGCAGAGUUGUGCUUCCUGGAUCGGGUCCCUUUUUGGAACCUGGAAGAGGGGAGGCAGUACAGACUCACCUGCUACAUCUCCUGGAGCCCCUGCCCUGACUGUGCCCAGAGACUGGUGGAAUUCCUGGGCAAUAACAACCACAUGAGGCUGCGCAUCUUCGCUGCUCGCAUCUACACCUUUGUCAGUGGACAUGAGGAUGGGCUGCGCCAGCUGUGGGACGCUGGGGCCCAACUCACCAUCAUGACCCGCAAUGACCUGCAGCACUGCUGGGACACCUUCGUGGACAACCAGGGCGAUCCAUUCGAGCCCUGUCCUAUCCAGGUAGAACACAUAGGAACCGAAUCUCAGGAGCUGGAGAACAUUCUCAGGAAUCAGGGAAACUGAAGGACGGACUCAAUCUCUCUAAACAGUCGGGGUCUUCUGGUGAACGACGCAUCAAACACUUUCUUCAAGAAAUGAAAGCUCAUCACGUGCUGCAUCUCCAACCUGAUCCACAGAAACCAGCAAAAGGCAAUGAAUGAGCUAAUAAGAAUUUUUUUUUUUAAAA